GCUUUAACCCGUAUGAAGGUAUAUAAACUCGUGCAUUUCUCACAUUUCUCACAUUUCGUACCCUGACCUCUCCGAUAAAACAUACCAAAGUAGAAGCUGGUCACCAAUGAACUAAGUUUUGGUUUAAUAGUAGAGUGUGAAGUACUGUGAGAUAACUGGAAUUCCAAAUAUUACCAGUUGAAUUAGUUGAUUGGUUCCUCAAGUUUUUCAAAGUUUCCAUAGUCAACUUCUGAAUUUCAAGAAUUGUGUAAAGCAGUUACUAUGGGGCACCAUAUAGUCUUUUGGUGUAUUCUGACAUUAGUUGCGCUCUUCAGACCUUCAGGACCAAAGCCAGGAGUGACUCCAUGUCUGGAAAGCUUCGCCAAGAACAAAACCGUUGCAAAAGGUCGAGAACACAUUACAACCGCCUAGGACUGUUACGUUCCAGAAGGAAUUCAAGAGGUAAUAAAGUUGCCAUGGCGUCUGGCAUAAUCGGUAUUCCGGAUUCCCUGGAUCUCAACGUUGAGUACCUACCAAUUCCAACACACGCUACGAUAACUGAACAUGAAGGGCAUUCGGCAGAGGAACCAUACUUUGAUCCUACAGUGCCCCGAGACGUCAACGCUUUCCGUGGCAAAACUGCUUACCUUUCGUGCCGAAUUUACAACAUGGGCAAUCGUACGGUAAGCUGGAUUCGCCAUGCCGACGUCCACAUCAUCUCAGUAGGGACAUACACUUACACCAGUGAUCAACGUUAUUUUAUUUUACAUGACAACACUUCUGGCGAUUGGACUUUGCAGAUCAAAUGGGUUAGUGCCAAGGACGAAGGCACUUACGGUUGUCAGCUGAAUACUCAACCCAUCAAAAGUUAUUACAUCAUGCUCACGGUCGUCGGCAAAAUGCCUGAUCAGAGCACGUAUCCAGAAAGUUGGUGGGAAAAAGAAAACAAUUUACAACAUAGGAUGCUAGCUGACGUGGCGAAUGUUCCGGCUGCCUAUAUAGCUAAUGAAGGAGAUAUGUACGUUAGUCUAGGAAGCACUCUCAACUUGUCGUGCAUUCUUAAUACAAGCGAUUCGCAACUGUUUUGGUAUCACGACGGUGAGAUAAUUAAUUACGAUUCGUUACGGGGUGGAAUUACUAUUAUUGUUGAAAAGAGUAAUAUUACUGUAAGCACUUUACAUAUAAAGAAUACUAGCAUUGAGGACUCCGGUAACUACACAUGCAGUCCUUCUAAUGCUAACUCGGCUAGCACUGUUGUACAUGUUAUCAAAGGUGAGUGUUUCGGUUCAUUAAUUGUUUUCGUUUGUUUUUUUUUUUCUUUUCUUUUCUUUAUAUUGACCCUUAUAUACCUGAAAUGCUCGGAAUCAGUUGAUGAGGGAUGUGACGCGAGUGUCUGCUAAUUUGAAUAACAUGAAUGGAUUUAUUAUUCACAUGUAUAGGUUCGACGGUUAUUUGUCCAUCGAAAAUAUUAAAGGGAAGACGGAAGUGCAAGUGUAGGCAACCCCGUUUCGCAAGUAAUAUAAUUUAUUUAUUGAAUUAACUAAAAUAUUACUAUAAUAUUUCAGAUAGCACUGAAAACGCAAGUGAGUUAUUUGUAUCUUAUACAGGGUGUGAUAUUUACAAUUACUAAAACGGCAAAUGUGAGCUACUUAACACAAGACUAGGGUGGAACAACUUACCCUUAAAAAAAUCUGUUCUAAAUACGUUUCUGUGCAACACAACUAUUAAUACAACGUUUGUAUUUUAAUUUUGCCAACAAUUUUUAGUUGUUGUAGGUGUCAUACUCAGUAUAUUUUAUCGGAAAGUCGUUUAUAUGUUGCCUUAGAUCGUUUACCUUUGAAAAUGCCUUUCUAUUUGCAACUCUUAUAGAUUCAUGUUGUAUCGCCUUAUAACAGAAUUGGGGAGUUCUAAUUUCGAUUGUAGUUCGCGAAACUAUAAAGGUUUUCCUCUCUCUCUAUAGUGCCUCUUUAUUAACGUAAAAUGUCAUUCUACUUGUAUUUAUUUGGUAAAAGGAAGACUUUGUAGUGGUAUAAGCAACGUUUAAAGUCUAAGAGGACUGAAAUUUCUCUUAUGUAACAAGCAUAAACUCCUCGAAUCCUGUAUGCACUGUACACCGCAAGAUUGUAUUUGCCAUUUACGUGUUCUGUAAGCCAGAUAUUCGAUGUGAUGUAAUAUUUGGAGUCAAAGGAACGAUAUUAUCGACUUGUACCUACUGAACAAACAUCUUUCCUUUGUAUAUCUGAAUACAUGAAUCAGCGAACACGUAGGUUCUUAAUUCAUUGCUUUCAAUUAAUACGAGACAGUUGUCAGUAAUAUUAAUAUUUAUCCGGAAUCAUGAAAAUUAGUAUAUAACAGAUUCGUUGUAUAGAUAGUAGAUUUCGGUUUCCUUUCAACGGUUCAAGUUUACUUACUAUCAUAAAACACCGUUCAGCAAAUAACUAGAGACAGCGUGGUGGACGACAUCUAUAGAAAUUAGCCACUUCAUUCCUUCAUUGAGUUGGCGUGCUGAUGAGAUAUGGAAAUCACCGUCAAUUAUCAUGAAGGAAGGAGCACGAGAUAUUAUUAAGAUAUUGACUCAUUUUAUGACAUUGGCAGACCUCAAUAUCCAGAGAGUUAGAAUAUUAGUUGAUCGUGGUUACUUUUUAAUCGUGUGUGCCAAGCCUGUUCACCCUUUUUAACAGUAGGGUGAAAUUGACGAUUUAAGAACUGGCAGGCCACUGAUUAUUGAUGAAUUGGCGGUCGCUAUUUUUGUUACCUAAGCUGUUUGAAGUCUUGGAUUAUGCCACAAAAAAAAUCAACAUUUUGAUUUUUAAUUGUUUAUUAAAAAAUACUAAAAUAGAUAGCAUCUACUACCGAAUGGAGAAAAACAUUUUAUGUAACAAAAAUUUAAAUCCAAGUAAUUGGUACAAUCAUUGUGGUUUCUGAUUUUGCUAAGCUAAGUGUCAGUUCAGAUAUUGACAGUAAGAACAAAUCAAAUUUACAUUUAUUGAUUCAAAACAACUUAAAAAUUGAAAGGUCAGGUCAGUUAUUGCAGGGCAGUUUUCCUUUCGCAACAAUUUAAGAAAUCAUCUCCAAAUUCUUCUGAAGAAGUUUAUGACUCUGACAGUAUUCUAUCUGCAAAACAACUAAUUAUUGGCACGAUAACUGAUUACUUCAGUCAAAUUGAUUAUGAAAGGAUUAACAUUUGGUCUUGUACUUUCAGUGUCCUAGAAUUUAGUCUAAAUUUUAGUUUCGUAAUACUUUAUGGUGGCUUCUAUUUCAAAAUGUUAUAUACCGGUUACAAAUUGCUCAAUUUCCCGAGCUAUAACAAUGUCUUUUCCUUUUUUAGUCCUGAAUGAAAAUUUCCUUUCCACCUUUUGAGACACUUUCUUUUUAAUUAAGUAUUACAAUGCAAAUCGUGCAUAAAACACAUCUGACAAGCGACCGGUUCUGUAAAAAUUAUUAACGACGUUCCCGCCAAAACAAAUUGUUAAAUUAAUCAAGUAAUUCAAUCAUGCAGUAUCAAAGGUUUAAUUACAAAUAAUAAUAAAUUCAUGAUCCGUUAGAUCGGAAAUAUGUUACAUUUUAUUCUGGUUAUCGGAACUCAAUAAAUUAAGUAGAAUUGUCAGAAAUGUCACAAAGAGAAAUCAAUUUCUGUUUUUUCAUUCGUGCUAGUAAUGAGCAAACAAAAUGCUAAUAUAGAAAUUUUUAAUUGUUUGGUGGUCAUCGUUAUUAUUCUUCUUCUUAUAAAGCUAAAAAAAUGCAUAUAAAAUUGCUCUUUUGUUUUGAAUCAACCAAGUUAGUAAGUUUUGGAAUACCCUGUACAUCGUACAUUCAAGUUGAGUACAGUUAGAAGUUAAAACAUUUACGUAUAUAUAUUGCUAAUACUUAAAAACAAUAUGCAUUUUUACUUACAUAAAAUUAUUUCAUUUUAUUUUGUAACUGUAUUAAAAUUUAAGUAAGAAUCUUGCUUUUGGUUUUGGUCUUAUUCGUUUAGUCUUGGGCUUCGUCGUAAUUGUGGUCUUGUGGUCUUGCUAAAUGUGCAAACAAAACAAAACUGCAAGACCAAAUCAGUUUCGCUCAUUACUAAUCCUUGUUACGUUAAGUUUCAAUGUAUAUGCUGAAAAAUUAUUCUCUCAAACUUUUAGCUCUUAAUUGCAACUUCAAGAAGCUAUUACCCUAAAAAAAUCAUGUGUAAGAAGCUUUUGUUUAAUUCCUGUAUUAUUUUGUUACACAUUAUGUUAUCACAAUGCUGAGGGCUCAAUGUUUAGAAAAUUUAUUGCACAUCGAAGAUGUCUAUAUUGCAUUUGAUUCUGCACAUUCCAAAAGUAAUUUAUAUGUAAAAUUUAAAUCUUUCUGCUUGUAGCCAGUAAAUUGUCAGACUACUGUAAAAUUGUAAAUGACAGUUUUGUAAGGAAUGUUAUUCUUAUUCUCUAAAGGUCACAUCUCUGAAAACUAAUAUACUUUAAAGGAUAAAAUGGCUUAAGUGAUUUUAAAAUUUGAGUUUGGUUUUAUUGAAACAUGUUUGAAAACGUACAGAGUAAAAUUUCAUAUAAAAUUGCCGUUUGCAUUUUAAGCAAAAACCAUGAAUUUUCCGCAUAAAAUGUCUUUCCAGAUUUGCAAAGUUUGAAUGCUUCAUUCAUUGAGAGGGCCUUUAUUAAAUUACUUUCUGAGCAUUGUGAUGCGUAAAAUUAAAUUGAGUAACAUGAAAUUUAGAGUCUACUUUAAAUACUCUUUAAAGGGAAAUACUUCAAAAAGAAGUAAAAAACAACUUUUACGAAUGAAAAAACAAAAUUGUGUAUGUAUAUAUUAUAUUUUGACCAGUGGCGACUUGU
Molecule: messenger RNA, 4793 nt
Organism: Agrilus planipennis (emerald ash borer)
Lineage: Eukaryota; Metazoa; Arthropoda; Insecta; Coleoptera; Buprestidae
Product: zwei Ig domain protein zig-8
Exons: 10
Coding region: 345-1379 (344 amino acids)
Biological process (GO): synapse organization
Cellular component (GO): neuron projection membrane
Source: RefSeq, a predicted model, not a curated record